This is a messenger RNA of Stylonychia lemnae, 651 nucleotides long. The record is from the annotation of a GenBank genome assembly. Lineage: Eukaryota; Ciliophora; Spirotrichea; Sporadotrichida; Oxytrichidae.
AUGGUCUAUGAUUUCAUGAUGUAAAAGAUGAGCAAAAUAUCUGAUGUAAAUCUAUAACUAAGGGCAGAAACAAAAGAAAAGUUCAGUGAUUUAGCAAAAAUGCUCUCAGCUCCAGAUUAAUGUGAACAUAUGAAAUUCAUAAUUAAGGCAGCAGGCUUUAAACGAGGUAUAGAAAUAGGGGUCUUCACUGGAUAUUCUGCUUUGUGCCUUGCAGAAGGAAUGCCUUCAGACGGUAAAUUGCUAUCUCUUGAUGUCAAUGAUUAAUAUACUAAUAUCGCUAAGAAAUAUUGGUAGUUAGCUGGUGUCAACGAUAAAAUAGAAUUGAGACUGGGUAAUGCUGUUGAGAUUUUAGAUAAAUUAAUUAGUGAUUAAAGGAAUCUUGAAAGCUUUGACUUUGGAUUUAUUGAUGCUGACAAACCUAACUAUCCAAAUUACUUUGAAAGGCUAAAUAAACUUAUCAGGAAAGGAGGAAUUGUAAUGAUAGACAAUAUAAUUUGGGGUGAGUUGAUUGCUAGAGAGGACCAUAGUUAAAAUGACCUGGAAACCAGGGGUAUUUAUGACACAUCAUAAUUAGCUUUAAACAAUAAGGAAUUCGAUUUUCAUACAAUUAUGAUAGGAAAUGGUUUGCUAAUCGCUCAUAAAAAGAUAUGA